Molecule: messenger RNA, 3747 nt
Organism: Paramecium octaurelia
Lineage: Eukaryota; Ciliophora; Oligohymenophorea; Peniculida; Parameciidae
Source: the annotation of a GenBank genome assembly
AUGAACCUAAUACAUAGAACGAGUAAGUUUUUCUAAUACAUAUGUGUUGAUAAGUUUAGUGGGAGGGACAAUCAGAUCGAAUGUUAUAUAGCAUAUUAUUUUGAAAUUAUUGAUUAUAAGAAGCCGUUUAACCGGGUUUUGAUGCUGAGCAUUUUUUGUAAUCAUAUGAACAUGUGUUAAAAUCUCAAAUGCUUUUGCUAAAAUAGAAACUUUCACGAAAGAGUUAAAAUAACAACCCAACUGACAAUAGAUGUAAAGGAUAUUCAAUAGCAAAUAAAUUAUGCAGUUGCAGAACAAGAUAUUUAAAUGAGCUUUAAGGAGUUGAUGUUGCUCUUCCUAGACAAUUAUAUCAAGAAUGUCAGAUAUACAACCCUGGGAGAGGCUUUGAUUUUAAAGUUAAGCUUAUAUGAAAUUUAAAGCUUCUAGCAGAGACUAUUCUUAACAAAACUUAGGUUUUAAUAUCUAAAAAUAUAUUAUCAUAAAUUUCACCCUCAAUUUUUAGAGAGAUGGGCUACUUGUACAUAGGUUACUGAAAAAUUAUAACUUUACAUAGGGGAGAGCAAUAAAUUGAAUUUUAAUCUUUCCAAGUCACUGAAAUAUUUUCAUUUGCUAGAUUAAAUACAAAUAAAUAUAUUUAGAGUUAUAGAAGACAAAAUACGUAUAUUGGAACUGUUGAAAAGGAACUAUCAAAAUGCAGUUCCUUUUCUUUUACAUUAAUCUACACAAAAAUAUUUUAAUUAAUGUGAUGAACUCGAAUAGUUAAUAAAACAAUUAAUUGAGCUUAACGGAAUUUCAUUUGAAGUCAGAGGAUUACAAGAUGAAUUUUAUUCACAAAUAAAGGUAGAUUAUGCUCAUAAGAAUAUCCAUAAAAAGUCAACUAUUCCUUUCAUAAACUAAAAUUAAACAGCAUUUGUAAUCUGCGAUUAUGAAGGAGACCUUAUAAUUAAGGAUUAUUCUAAUAAUUUUAUCUCAAUGAUUGAUGUAAGUUCAUAAAUAAAGGGAAGUGCCAUUGAGUCAAUUGUUCCAGUUACGUUAUAAUAGUAUCAUAGAAUGGCUAUUGCUUAAAUGGUCAGUACAGGCCAAACGAAAUUGGUUAAUAAGGAAUAAUACAGUUUAAUGGUAAAAUCAGAGAAAUAUAUUUUGGAAGUGGAUGCCUUACUAAGAUUUGAUUAUAGAUAAUUAGAGUUAUUGAGGUUCAUUGGAUUCAUUCAAUUGCGGGAUAAGGACAGUAUUUUAAUACUUGCUAACGAGAAAGGCAAGAUUGAUUCAUAUUCUAGAUCUGCUGGAGUAUUACUUAAACUAGAUGAAAUUGAUAGCAACCAUCUGAAUUAUUUUUACUUAUCUCCUUGUUUAUUACAAGAGAAGAUGGAAUUUGAGUUUGAUGGGUUUUUAUUAGUUCCUAAGAGACAUUUUAGGUCUGAUAUUUUGAGCUACAUGAAAUAUUUUUUAGGAUCUCCUGAUGAAUGUAUUAUAUUCUUAGUUAAUGGGUAACAUCAAAAGAAAUGUUACACUUCAGUUACAAUCUAAUUUUUGAAAGUGAAUUCUUUUUAUUAAUUAAAGGAAUUUGAUUUUAAACUGAUUGCUUUAGAUAUCAUGAUGAGAUAGAUUAUGAUCUUAAAAUAAGUCAGUAAAUCUCAAUAUAUGAUGCCAUCAGAAUCAGUUCGUAAAAUAUAAACGUUUAAAAAGACUUUUAAGUUUCAACAAACUCACACAAUUGAAUUAACUGAGGAAGAAUAUAAUUUGAUUUAUGAAGAUGAUUCAGAAAGGGAAAUCUAAGUUUAAAAUAAAAAUCAGUAUAUUCUUCCUGAAUUCAUCCCAUCUUUAGAUUCCAUAAGAACCCAAAAUGAAAAAUUGCUUCUCACUUUUGAGUAGUGUCGAGACUACCAAUAUAAUUUAAGUAAAGAUAAAUCUUUUGAAUAAUAAUAAAAACUUGAUACUUUGGAAGGAUCCAAAUCAGAGCAAGAAACAUUAAGCAAUCAAAAGAGGAAUACUCAUAAAUUAAUAGAAAUUGAAUUGAAUGCUGCAGAAGAUCAAAAUAUCGAAGAAUAAUUAUAAAUUAUAUUAGCUACUGUCAAAACUAGAUAAACACGUAAAGAAUUUCUGGAAAUGAAAAAUCAGAUGAAAAAUAAGCAUAAAACUAGUACUUGGUAUGGAAGUGGAAAUCAAUAAACUUAAAAAAAACUUGUUAGAAGCAUAGUUCAAUAAUUCUAAAAUUCUUCCUUGAAUUCAUUAAUUUAUAUUAAAAUAGCAUCAUGCUUUUUAGUUUUAAUAAACGUUGGAUUUAUUCUUGGAUUCGUAAUCAAUAGUAUAAUCAACAUAGCUGGAAUAUAAAUGGAUUCAAACAAUCAAACUUAUCCUCUCAUAUUAUUUCAAGAUAUCAAUUUGGUAUUAUUAGGUAUUCAACUUGAUGAUUGGAAUUAAUCUUAUUAUGAGAUAGCACAAUCUUUUAGAAUCUUAGGAGCUGAAUAAUACUAAAAUUUAAGUAUUUAUGUUAACGAUGUUGAAUUGGACUAUCACACAUUUCUGUAAGAACUUGAUAAAUAAACCAUUAUAGUUUAAGAAAAUGGACUUCCAAUUACCUAUUUUACAAAAUACUUUCUAAAAAAUUAUAUGGUUGAAAAACUUAGAACAAUUGAAGAAGCUGCAUCUGUUCCUGUGUUUGGAGAGGAAAGUCAAUUUCUAUUUGAUAAUUAUCCUGAAUUAGCAAAUCAAUUAUGGAAUUUGAAAAAUAAAACUACAAGAGAUGUAGUUGAACGAAUAGAUGAAUUAAAUUUAAUGUCAUAACUAUUGCUGAUCCUCUCGAUCAUAUGUAAUCUAAUAGCAAUACUAAUCUAUAUAGCAUUUCUAAUUAGUGUUAUUUAGUGGAGGAAUUAGCUAUAUACAACAUUAUUCCUAUUUAACAAUGUUUAAACGUUGAUUACUUAAUUAUCAGAUUCAAUAAAUCGUUAGUUCCUCUAAGUUUCAGGGACAAGAGGAGAUGAUGAAGAAAAAAAUAAGAAAAUUAAGUUAAUAUGGUAGAUUUAUGGAAUUCUAACUUUUUUUCUUCUAUUGAUCAUCUCUUUAGGUGUGUACAUACCACUGUUCCUGUAUAUUGAUUCUGUCAAUUUAUAAUCUAUCGAUGUUAAUUAACUUCAAACUGAACUCGCCAUGAUGCAAUUGAAAUAAUCUGCUAUUCUCACUUGGUAUGCUAUCAACCAAACCGAAAACAAGUAUAAUACUAAUUUAGUCCAUAACACUUCUAUUAUUCAAUAUGUGAUUGACUAAUGUACCCCCUCUGAAUAAUUUGUUCUAUACGAUCUUCCUUUUGAUAGUAAAUAUGAUUAUUUUCCAGAAAUUCAGCAGUAUUCAACAAUCUCGCUAUGCAAUUGUUCUUUAUUACAAAAUCAAUUAAAGAAUGGAUAUUAUGGAUUUUAAUCUUAUGUCUCUUAACAUUUAUUAGAUUAAGAAUAAUUUGAUGAAAUCAUGGAUGCCUAUAAAAUUGUAUUUGAAUAUCAAAUCAAAAAAAAAACAGAAUUUGACGAUUACAUGCAAGUUAGAUUAAAAAAUACUUAAUUAACCUUAUAAAUCAUCUUGGAGAUAAGUGUGAUAAUUAUCAUUCUAAUUUAAACAUUGAUUCUAAUUUUAAUCCAUGGAUAAAUUAUUAAAAUAAUUUAAUCUGCUAAAACUAUUAUAUACUUAUUUCCUCCUUAAAUUUUAGCAAACAACAAAUAUACUUUAUAAGUAUUAAUCUAAAGUAGCAAUUAAUGA